AUGAGCUUCCUCAUUGACUCCAUCCUGAUGGUCAUAUCUCAGCUGCUGUUCUUUGGCUUUGGUUGGCUGUUUUUCAUGCGGCAGCUCUUCAAAGAUUAUGAGGUGCGGCAGUAUGUCGUUCAAGUCGUCUUCUCUGUGACUUUUGCUUUUUCCUGCACUAUGUUUGAACUGAUUAUUUUUGAGAUCCUGGGACUGUUAAAUAGCAGCUCCAGAUACUUCCACUGGAAACUCAAUCUCUGUGUGAUCCUAUUGGUCCUGGUCUUUGUGGUCCCAUUUUACAUUGGCUACUUUGUGGUGAGCAAUAUUCGACUGUUGCAUCGGCAGAGGUUACUCUUCGCCUGUGUCGUGUGGUUGACAUUUAUGUACUUCUUCUGGAAACUGGGAGACCCCUUCCCCAUUCUCAGCCCAAAGCACGGAAUCCUCUCCAUUGAGCAGCUGAUCAGCCGGGUGGGUGUCAUUGGGGUGACACUGAUGGCCUUACUGUCUGGUUUUGGUGCUGUGAAUUGUCCCUAUACCUAUAUGUCCUACUUCUUAAGGAAUGUCACCGAAGCAGACAUUCAGGCUCUAGAACGAAGAUUGCUGCAAACGAUGGACAUGAUUGUCAGCAAGAAGAAGAGGAUAGCAACGGUGCGAAGGAACAUGUUUCAGAAGGGAGAAGUGCACAGCCGCCCUGGUGGAUUCUGGGGGAUGAUAAAGAGUGUCACAUCUUCAGCUCCCGGCAGUGAAAACCUCUCUCAGAUCCAGCAGGAGGUGGACGCUCUGGAGGAACUGAGUCGGCAACUCUUUUUGGAGACUGUAGACCUUUAUGCGACUAAGGAGAGAAUUGAAUACUCUAAAACCUUCCAAGGCAAAUACUUCAAUUUCCUGGGCUACUUUUUCUCCAUUUACUGUGUCUGGAAGAUAUUUAUGGCUACAAUCAACAUCGUAUUUGACAGAGUUGGAAAGACUGACCCUGUGACCAGAGGGAUCGAGAUCACUGUGAACUACCUGGGCAUACAAUUUGAUGUGAAGUUCUGGUCCCAGCACAUCUCCUUCAUUCUGGUGGGAAUCAUCAUUGUCACCUCAAUCCGAGGACUGCUGAUCACACUCACCAAGGUACAUGACUCCCAUAAUGCAUCUGAGAAUAUUGGGGGGAGUUGGUGA
Molecule: messenger RNA, 1143 nt
Organism: Staurois parvus
Lineage: Eukaryota; Metazoa; Chordata; Amphibia; Anura; Ranidae
Source: the annotation of a GenBank genome assembly